This is a messenger RNA of Nicotiana attenuata, 1575 nucleotides long. RefSeq lists its product as uncharacterized. Gene Ontology annotation, biological process: DNA transposition. The record is from RefSeq and is a predicted model, not a curated record. The transcript has 7 exons. The coding region runs from base 1 to 1575 and encodes 524 amino acids. Lineage: Eukaryota; Viridiplantae; Streptophyta; Magnoliopsida; Solanales; Solanaceae. Gene Ontology annotation, molecular function: zinc ion binding; DNA binding; transposase activity.
AUGUUCUUGCUUUCUAAUGAAUAUAAUGUAGUGAACCUAUAUGCUGUGGAUGAAUGUGACCCCCCUAUUGAGUGUAUUCCCAGUAUUGUUGAUAAUAGUGAAUCAUAUCCUUGUUUAGAUGAGGCUGGUGCUGACUGUUGCUUAAGUGAAUUAGGAUCUGACUCUAGUUCUGAUUCUGAGGGAUGGGUUACCGUAAAGACAUUAGAGUCAGAACAUAAUUGUGGCACUGCAUAUGAUAAUAGUACUGUUGAUUUCAAUACCAUUGCACAUUACUUUAAGGGAAAGCUACAGGAUAAUCCUAAGUAUAAGUGCAGGAGGGCAAAAAGAAUGAUAUUGGAGACCUUAGAUGGGAGUUUUGCAGAUGAGUACAACAAACUUGAUGCUUAUGCCAUUGAAUUGAGGGAGAGUAAUCCAGGCAGUGAUGUGGUGAUUAACAUUUCAAAAAAUGCACUUGAAAAUGGGAAAAGAAGAUUCUUGAGGAUAUGGCACAUUUUAAAAGCUAAAGCCAAGGGUCAAUUGCUAGUUGCUGUUGGACAGGAUGCACAAAACCAUUUUUAUCCUUUAGCAUGGGCAGUUGAUGAUAAGGAGACAAAGCAUUCUUCGAAUUGGUUCCUACAAUUGCUUCAGGGAUCUCUAAACCUUAAGGAAGGAGAAGGAAUCACCUUCAUGUCAGACAUGCAAAAGGGAUUAAUUGAGGCAAUUAAAAUUGUUCUACCACAAGCACAUCAUAGGUUUUGUGCUAGACAUAUCGAGGCUAACUGCAAGCCAGGAGAGUUGAACAAGGAUGCAGCAGAGAGUUUAUUGAAGUACCCACCACACUCUUGGUGCAGAGCUUAUCUAGAUACAGUUUGCAAGAAUCAGUCAAUUGAUAACAAUUUGACUGAAUCAUUCAAUUCAUGGAUUCUGGAAGCAAGGACAAAGCCAAUCAUUAAGAUGUUGGAAGACAUUAGACUCAAAGUUAUGAACAUGAUGAUAAAACAUGAAGUUGAAGCUAGUACAUGGAGCAAUGAGUUCAGUCCAAAGAGCCUAGAACUAUACAAUAAAUUCAUGGAGAUUGCUCAAGUGUGUAAAGUUAAUUCCAAUGGAGAAGGAGGAUAUGAAGUUAGUGAAGGGUCUAAUAAGCAUUGUGUCAACUUAAGCAUAAAGAAGUGCACAUGUAGGGCAUGGGACCUUACAGGAAUCCCAUGCCCUCAUGCUAUUAGAGCUAUACUUCACAACAUGGGUGACCAUUUGACAGAGAUGCACUGGUGGUACAGUAAGGAGGCAUUUCUACUUACUUAUAGACACAAGCUCCAACCUGUUAGAGGAGAAAAAUUUUGGAAAAUUGACCCAUCAAAAGCAAUGGAGCCUCCAGAAUUGGUCAAUCAAGUAUGGCCAAUGGUGAUAUCAGAAGUCAAGACAAGACUUCAACUGACGCAGCAGGUAAACUUACCAGCUAGGAGAAGAUCAAUCAACUUUACUGAUGAUCACACUGGUGUUAGUGAGCCCACAGAUCUUCCAAAUUCACCAGCAGGCCUGAUGUGGAAGGGUAAAGCAGCUACAACUUCAAAUCAGUUAGAAAAACAAAGGCAAUAG